AUGCGCGAAAAAGAGGUUUUCUUUCUACGGCACAAGCUGCAGAGGGGAUUUUUGAUGCCAAAUCAUCCGCCCAAACUCGAGGACAUGUCCGAGAUGUCCCGCUGCCUGGAGCGGCUCGAGGACUACCGUGAUCUAGAUGCCGCCAUCAUCCACACUACCAAGGUUCACAAAGUUCUCAAGGGCUUAUUGAAGCUUGACUGGAUCCCCAAAGAUGAGGAAUUCGAUAUCUCCUCCCGAUCUAAAUCCCUUUUAGACCGAUGGAAGCAGCGCCAGAACGGCCCUGUCGACAUUGGGGAUCAUGACAACGCCGAAGACACGACUGCAGCGGACACAACGACGGAGCGAGCCAUCGAUGCACCACAAGAACAGCCUGCUCCUAUAGCUGAGCCUGAGCGCGCCGGCCGUCGGAGAUUCUGGCAGACUCUUAGAGAUAUUGUUGACUCGGAGAGUGAAUCUUCGUCGGAUGACGAGGCAGAGAAAACGCCGAACAAGCCCACCAAAACAUCCGCUUCUGGCGGGCCAAGAAGAGGCACGAGGAGUGCUGGCAAGUCUGUCGAUCGUCCGAGUCGGAUUGUUAGUUUCAAGUCGGAUCGACUUCGACAAUCGCUGCCACUACCAGCGCGCCCACGUCUAAGCACUGACCAUGGCUCGCCCAGUCGCGACUUCGAGCCUCCUGCUGGAGAAGAGUUCACACUACCUGAGGAUCUCCCCUCUCACCUCAGAGAGUUACUCGAAAACGACAGCCUCUUACAGAAAGAGAAGAACGAUAUCUACCUCGACAAGCAAGGUGUAGAGCACUCGCCCAAAGUACCAUACCUUCCUUUCGUAUACACACUCACGAGAACUGGUGAGCGAUUAACAGUAAGAUUUUACCGCUGUUUCAGCACGCCAACUCGGCAGCUGGGCGUCUGCGUUGCCGUCGGAGCCUCCUUUCCGGAACCCACAAUCCUUGGACGCUCGCCUGGCAAGGCCAAAAAUUACUUCAGACCAUGGCAUGGUAGCGUGAAGGCCUUCGCGGAUGAGACCUGGGAGGUUUGGAAGCGGCUUGAUGGACCGAAGAAGCGCCGCAAGCGAAGAAAGCCGGUGGUUGGAGCAAGGAAGAGGGCAAGGGUGACGGACAAGGAGGACUCGCUUGCUGACACCAUGGAUAAAGUCCAACGAGAAGACUCGAUCAUGCUAUCUGAGGAGGAGUCGCUUGACGAUUCACAACUUAGGAACCAUGCGGAACCCCUUGGUCAGAAUCAGCAUCAGGCCAGCAGCGAUGAUACUGGGAGUCUCGUAGAAGUACAACAAACUUCAUCCAGCUUUCCGAGGGUCAAGGCUGAAGCGAUCUACCCUUCACCUGCCGGUAGCCGCUUGGCGCAGUUCACACCCCAGCACGGCGAAGAUGUAAAAGGACUGGAGGUUGAUUUCAUCGACGAAACGGAUACCACGGUGCGGCGAAGGGCGUGGAGUGAAUGCAAUUCCAGCAGGAAGCUGUUCACCCAGGCUGUGGUUGCUCGCUUGUUGCAGUCUGGCAGAGAUGUUGCGGCUCUGAGCGUGAGAAUAGCAGAUCUCGAGAUUCCCCUCAUGAUGGGAGACGAGCUGGAUUUCCAGGAGGUCGAGGAUGCAGUUGCCCAUCAAGUGACGCUGGCCCAGCAGUCUCCGUCGGAUGCUGUCGGGAAAAUCGAAGUACGUCUGCUCUAG
Messenger RNA from Cyphellophora europaea CBS 101466, 1686 nucleotides. RefSeq lists its product as uncharacterized. Lineage: Eukaryota; Fungi; Ascomycota; Eurotiomycetes; Chaetothyriales; Cyphellophoraceae. The coding region runs from base 1 to 1686 and encodes 561 amino acids. The transcript is spliced from 2 exons. The record is from RefSeq and is a predicted model, not a curated record.